CCAAUAAGCAGCGUAGCCCCCACGACUGUACAAGCGCACCUAAGUCAAAGUCAAUCAUCGUCCACUAAACAAGCUCAGCAGGCAAGUGGCACUGCGCAUGCGCCUCAAGACGCCAUCGCAAAUCUACCAAACAUCGUCGACUAAGAUCCAGCCUGUCCAGCCUCAAACACUUAGCUCUACUCCUCAGGGUAUUCUGAGGGAUCAGAAGAGCGACUCACAGGACUCGGGACAGGAGUCAUCGACAGGCAGCCUGAAACCGGCGCUGCCACCCAAACCGUUGGCGCCCCAGGCGGGAGCCAAGUCGACGCCUCCGCCGCCCCGCAGGCAGAUGGUGCACUGGUCGACGGACCCUCCAGGCCAGGUCGACCAAGAUGGCCCACAGGAGGCGAAGAGGCCGGUCGGCCUCAGACCGUCUGUUGACAUCUCGGCUGACGCAGUUGACUCGGCUCUCAAUGUGUUAAGGGGGGCUGUCUCCAUAUCUGCAAGGCAAGUUACAUUUUAA
This is a messenger RNA of Nilaparvata lugens (brown planthopper), 502 nucleotides long. RefSeq lists its product as uncharacterized. The transcript has 2 exons. Lineage: Eukaryota; Metazoa; Arthropoda; Insecta; Hemiptera; Delphacidae. Bases 98 to 502 code for a protein of 134 amino acids. The record is from RefSeq and is a predicted model, not a curated record.